Molecule: messenger RNA, 595 nt
Organism: Xyrauchen texanus (razorback sucker)
Lineage: Eukaryota; Metazoa; Chordata; Actinopteri; Cypriniformes; Catostomidae
Product: cytochrome c oxidase subunit 6A, mitochondrial-like
Exons: 3
Coding region: 53-379 (108 amino acids)
Biological process (GO): mitochondrial electron transport, cytochrome c to oxygen
Cellular component (GO): mitochondrial inner membrane
Molecular function (GO): enzyme regulator activity
Source: RefSeq, a predicted model, not a curated record
CAACACCAGCAUAUAAAAAACUUCUUCCGACUUUGUACCAGUCUCCGGAAAAAUGGCCUCGAUCGGACGUCUGUCACAGAAGCUCCUCAAGUCCGCCGUGCUGGCCCAAAGCCGUCAGUUUUCAGCGGUAGCUCACGGAGAGCAAGCAGCUAAGACAUGGAAGAUCCUGACGUUUGUGGUGGCGCUGCCUGGUGUCUCUGUGUGCAUGUUGAACAUGUAUCUCAGGUCUCAGCACCAUCAUGAGAUGCCCGAGUUCGUUCCCUACAGCCAUCUGCGCAUCCGCAGCAAGCGUUUCCCAUGGGGUGAUGGCACCAAGUCUCUCUUCCACAACCCCCAUGUCAAUGCUCUUCCCGACGGCUAUGAGCAUCAUGACGAGUGAAGGAUGUCUCAGAACUCUCCAACAGGGACCACAGGGCUUCCCUGGACCACACCUCAGUUUCCUUCAGUUUACCUGACAUCUCUUCAGUAUGUUGAGAUACCUCUUAGCGUUCCACACCUAGUGUGGAAGAACCUUAUGGAAACCAUUAAAUUUACUCUGACUGGACCAUUAUAUCACAUUGUCUGCUUGAACUUUACUGAAAAAUAAAAAUAUAUU